AUGGUGCUCGCGGCCCCGCUGCUGCUGGGCUUCCUGCUCCUCGCCCUGGAGCUGCGGCCCCGGGGGGAGGCGGCCGAGGGCCCCGCGGCGGCGGCGGCGGCGGCGGCGGCGGCGGCGGGGGCCGGGGGGGAGCGCUCGAGCCGGCCGGCCCCGUCCGUGGCGCCCGAGCCCGACGGCUGCCCCGUGUGCGUGUGGCGGCAGCACAGCCGCGAGCUGCGCCUGGAGAGCAUCAAGUCGCAGAUCUUGAGCAAACUGCGGCUCAAGGAGGCGCCCAACAUCAGCCGCGAGGUGGUGAAGCAGCUGCUGCCCAAGGCGCCGCCGCUGCAGCAGAUCCUGGACCUGCACGACUUCCAGGGCGACGCUCUGCAGCCCGAGGACUUCCUGGAGGAGGACGAGUACCACGCCACCACCGAGACUGUCAUUAGCAUGGCCCAGGAGACCGACCCUGCGGUGCAGACAGAUGGCAGCCCUCUCUGCUGCCAUUUCCACUUCAGCCCCAAGGUGAUGUUCACAAAGGUACUGAAGGCCCAGCUGUGGGUUUAUCUCCGGCCUGUGCCCCGUCCAGCCACAGUCUACCUGCAGAUCUUGCGACUGAAACCCCUAACUGGGGAAGGGACCGCAGGGGGAGGGGGCGGAGGCCGGCGUCACAUCCGUAUCCGCUCGCUCAAAAUUGACCUGCACUCACGCUCCGGCCACUGGCAAAGCAUCGACUUCAAGCAAGUACUACAUAGCUGGUUCCGCCAGCCACAGAGCAACUGGGGCAUCGAGAUCAACGCCUUUGAUCCCAGUGGCACAGACCUGGCUGUCACCUCCCUGGGGCCGGGAGCCGAGGGGCUGCACCCUUUCAUGGAGCUUCGCGUCCUAGAGAACACAAAACGGUCCCGGCGGAACCUGGGCCUGGACUGCGACGAGCACUCAAGUGAGUCCCGCUGCUGCCGAUACCCCCUCACUGUGGACUUUGAGGCUUUUGGCUGGGACUGGAUCAUCGCACCUAAACGCUACAAGGCCAACUACUGCUCCGGCCAGUGCGAGUACAUGUUCAUGCAAAAGUAUCCGCACACCCACUUGGUGCAACAGGCUAACCCAAGGGGCUCUGCUGGGCCCUGCUGUACCCCCACCAAGAUGUCCCCAAUCAACAUGCUCUACUUCAAUGACAAGCAGCAGAUUAUCUACGGCAAGAUCCCUGGCAUGGUGGUGGAUCGCUGUGGCUGCUCCUAAGGCUUGCUCCCGUGUGGGAAGACUAGUGCUGGAAUCUGAAAUGCCCUUAUUUGCUAUCAAGUGAAAACUCUUCAAAACACACCACUUGCAUCCAAAAUCAGAAGAGAAACCUGUCCUCACUGACUAAACACAGGAACUGGAUAUUCAGAUUGAUCCAUGUACUUCACUUCCCUCAUUCUCUCACUCAAGACUUAAAGAGCAAGCCAACUAACUGACCGACGCCAAUAACUUCGGCAUACAUGAUCCUCACUCCUAUCUCCC
Physeter macrocephalus (sperm whale) is the source of this 1479-nucleotide messenger RNA. It is a transcript of the gene GDF11, whose product is annotated as growth differentiation factor 11. Lineage: Eukaryota; Metazoa; Chordata; Mammalia; Artiodactyla; Physeteridae. Gene Ontology annotation, cellular component: extracellular region. The transcript is spliced from 4 exons. Gene Ontology annotation, molecular function: growth factor activity; cytokine activity. Bases 1 to 1218 code for a protein of 405 amino acids. The record is from RefSeq and is a predicted model, not a curated record.